UCGAAAACAUUAAAAAAAGAAAUAUCCCCAACGCUCUCCUUUCCGCCGGGAGAAAAAGAAAAAAUAAAGGUGGAGGGAAAGGGCAGAGAUGGAUGGCGGCCAUUCCCAUUCGGGUUCCAGGAAUUCAGAUUCUUUUGUCGUUAAAGUGGCAGAGGAGAAGCAGAAAUGGCCGGUCUCGUCUUCCCAAAUGGUAUCUCACUUCGCUACUAGUGGACUCUCCGUUGCUGUUGCCACUGCCUUCACGCACCCCUUAGAUGUGCUCAAGGUUCGACUACAAAUGCAACAUGUUGGCCAAAGAGGCCCCUUGACUGGAAUGGGACAAGUGGCUGUUCAAGUAUUGAAAAAGGAAGGGCCAAAGGCUUUGUAUCUGGGGUUGAUGCCUGCAUUGAUUAGGUCAGUUCUUUAUGGAGGUCUACGUUUAGGCCUGUAUGAACCCUCGAAGUAUGCCUGUAAUUUGGCUUUUGGGUCCACCGAUAUCUUACUUAAGAUUGCAUCAGGAGCAUUUGCUGGUGCAGUUGCAACUGCACUUACUAAUCCAGUCGAAGUUCUGAAGGUCCGGUUGCAGAUGAAUGCAAAUCAGAGACAAGGACCAAUGGCGGAAAUGCGUACAAUUGUUUCUGAAGAGGGAAUAAGAGCUCUUUGGAAGGGGGUUGGCCCUGCUAUGGCGAGAGCUGCUGCUUUGACUGCAUCACAACUGGCAACAUAUGAUGAAACCAAGCAGGUUCUGAUUAGGUGGACACAUCUGGAUGAAGGAUUUCAUCUACAUCUACUCUCGAGUACAGUUGCUGGAACAGUGAGUACUCUUGUAACUGCACCUAUGGACAUGAUUAAAACCCGCCUCAUGCUGCAACGAGAAUCUAAAACAGUUGGAAACUAUAAAAAUGGAUUUCAUUGUGCAUAUCAGGUUAUGCUUAAAGAAGGCCCUAGGGCACUUUACAAGGGGGGCUUUGCAAUAUUUGCAAGAUUGGGUCCGCAAACUACAAUUACAUUUAUACUAUGUGAGGAGCUGCGCAAGCUUGCCGGAUUGGAUGCCAUCUAGGGUAGGGAAUGUCCAUUUACAGUCAUUCCCCAAUACCUGACUUCCGUGGUUUUAUUCAAGUGAAGAAAAGCAGCCCUCACAGCAAGUUCAGAAGGAGGGUUCGCAUGAGAAUUGAGAUGAUUCUGAUAGCAGAUUAUUUUUUUGGCCAUUUGAGUUGGUGACCAAUAUUUAUUUGGGUUCUGGUGAGACUUGCAUUUAUUUGAUUUGAGUUGUAUAAUUAUUUUGAUCAAUGCACAUGUUUUUCCCUGGGGUCGGACUGUAUCAUCAGGCAUACGAGUGAAAUGUGCUGUCAUAUUCACGCCUUCCUGAAUUGUUGUAAUCAGAUUAGGAAAUUAGAGGAUAACCAUUGUAUCUGGUUUUUCUACAGAAAUAAUCGUACCAUCGCUCUCUUCUCCCUCGGCUGUUUCCUGAACAUCAAUUUAUGGUUGAGAAAUAAAUGGGAAGAUUUAUGAGGUCGACUUGUACCAGUUGCAGGUAAAAUUAAGGGGCAAUUAGUGGCCAUGUUGGUGUGUGUGUUUUCUCAACAACACUGUGAUUUGCUUUAGUUGCAAAUAACUUUCCCUUC
Messenger RNA from Populus euphratica (Euphrates poplar), 1604 nucleotides. Its product is annotated as Mitochondrial substrate carrier family protein. The record is from RefSeq and is a predicted model, not a curated record. The transcript has 9 exons. Gene Ontology annotation, biological process: transmembrane transport. Lineage: Eukaryota; Viridiplantae; Streptophyta; Magnoliopsida; Malpighiales; Salicaceae. Bases 89 to 1039 code for a protein of 316 amino acids.